UGUGUGUGAUGCUGCAGCUCCUGUAGUCUCUCCAGUCUCCAGUAAACAGCAGACAUGGCGACAGUGGUCCAACCGCUCUCUCUGGAUCGAGAUGUUGCCAGAGCUAUCGAGCUGCUGGAGAAGCUGCAGGAGUCGGGUGAUGUGCCCGGUCACAAGCUCCAGUCUCUGAAGAAGGUGCUUCAGAGCGAGUUCUGCACAGCCAUCCGAGAGGUGUACCAGUACAUGCACGAAACAAUUACAGUGAAUGGCUGUCCAGAGUACCAGGCGAGGGCCACAGCAAAGGCUACAGUCGCAGCCUUCGCAGCCAGCGAAGGUCACUCCCACCCACGAGUGGUGGAGUUACCCAAGACGGAGGAAGGGCUGGGCUUCAACGUGAUGGGCGGAAAGGAGCAGAACUCGCCCAUUUACAUCUCCCGUAUCAUCCCCGGAGGCGUGGCCGAGAGGCACGGCGGCCUGAAGCGAGGAGAUCAGCUGCUGUCUGUCAACGGAGUGAGCGUAGAAGGCGAGCACCACGAGAAAGCGGUGGAGCUCCUCAAGGCGGCCAAGGACAGCGUGAAGCUGGUGGUUCGCUACACCCCCAAAGUGCUGGAGGAGAUGGAGGCCCGCUUCGAGAAGCUCCGCACGGCCCGGCGGCGCCAGCAGCAGCAGCUCCUCAUGCAGCAGCAGCAACAGCAGAACCUGACCUCUCAGCAGAACCACAUGUCGUAGGAUGUUCCAAAAGAAGAAGAAGGAGUGAAGAAGAAGAGAGGAAAAAGGUGGAUCUCAAAGACCAUCCGUGUGUGCCGAGGAUCCCCAAAGGAACCCAUUUUUCUCUGCCGUGGAGGAAAAAAAAACCCAACGAGUAGAGGACUCUUUGACUCACGUUCUCCCUUCCAGUGUUCCACCGAUUACUGAGCAGAAACACAGAGAGCCGUUUGUCCUGAAACCGGUGCUUUGAAGAAGAAGAAGAAGAAGAAGAACGCUGAGUUCAGCACUGAAGGUCGUUCAUUCUAACUUCCCUUUUCUAAGUUGUUCUCUUGGGUGUGACUCUUACUGAAACUCCCUUUUUUGUGUGUUUGUUGUUUUUGUUUACAAAGUCCAUUUUUAAUUGCCACUUUCUUGCCAUAGAUAUCAUUUGUACAGUGGUGUUUCUAUUGAUUCCUCAACUUGGUGCUUGUGUCUUUGUAUGAAUGACCAUUGAUUUCUCUCUUUGUGCGUCCUGUUUUGGAUAAACGUGAACUCUUUUUUACCUUCUAUAUUGUAGCAGGAGAGAUUUUGUAUCUUGUAGGUUUAGCAAUAACACACACUGUUCUGUUUUGACAUUUCACUCACUGAACUCAUGAUCGGAUCCGUGCGUAUGUAGACGGAGUUUAUUACGGCAUCAGAUGUAAAUCACUGUAAAGAAAAGUUGGUCUUGUGUCCUGUGAGGCAGCUUCUGUGUCCGCAUCCUCUGUGCCAUUUAAAGAGAUUAUUCAUUUGCAGGUGGCACCAACAAUUAAUGUGCAAUAACGACCAUUAUUUGCAGACUUUUUAAGCUUCUAGAUUUACCAGAAAAUAUAUGUUAAUGAGAUUUCAACACUAAGAAGAGCUGAGCAUGUCCUGACACAAACAGAAUGUCACCACUUUCAUUUGAACAGAUUUUAACCCAAAUAUAGAAGAAUAAUUUAUAUCCAGAUUAAUCUAUUUUAUAGUUUAUGAGAUCAGAGUUUAACAUAAAGUUUUAUUGUUCCUUUUACAUAUUAAGUAUGCUUUUAUUGUGAUUAUUUAAAGUAUAUUCAUUCAACCACAGCUGAUAUUUAGUGAUUUAGUAGAUCCGUCCUUUUCUGUUUCGACAAUCAUUCUCUGUACCUGUGUUUUUUUUUUCUUGUUUCUUUUUGGACCCAGCAGCAGAGCUGAAGCUGUAACUCACCUGGUCUCUUUACUUCUACUAACGCCUCCAUCUUUGGUGCUACGUGCUCCUCCUUUACUUUUGCUUGGUUUUUAUUUUGCGCUGAUUAAUUCGUUGACCUAGUUGUUACUGAUGUUGUGUUUCUGUUCUUUUACUGUAGGUGGCGCUCUUUUCUUUAUAUGAGUUACAGUGCUUUUUUUUCUUCUUCUGUUUAUCCCUGACUACUUAAAGCAUAAACUUACUGGAUGCAGAAGAAGCUGCAUGAUAAGAAAGAAAAGCUGUCAUGAAGUUUUAAAUUUGCAUUUUCAUAAAAAAGUUGCAGAUCGUUUCUUUAAAUUGCAUCAUGGAUACGUUGGUGAAAAUGAAACUGUCCUGAUCUAUGUUACAUCUGACUGCACAAGACCAGCAGAGCUAAUUCUUCACAUGCAUAACACAUGACCUGAAUGACCUGUGAGCACUGAGGUGACGUGGCUUUAAGUCGCCUCUGUGCUCGGGUUCAUUUAAAGGAUGUUUAAAAUUCAGUCCCCAAGCGGAACAUCUCAAUACAACAGAUCCCUUUUUGUAUUUUAAAUCACAGGUACUCUUUCUUAAUUGACAUUUUUGAAGCUGAUGGUCCUGUACUUACCGUAAAGGUUUAAAAAAAGAAAACAAACUGUUGAUAUGCAAUUGUUAUACAUACUAUAUUUGUAUAAAUAAAUCUAUGUGCUUGUGUACAGUGAA
Molecule: messenger RNA, 2587 nt
Organism: Notolabrus celidotus (New Zealand spotty)
Lineage: Eukaryota; Metazoa; Chordata; Actinopteri; Labriformes; Labridae
Gene: lin7a
Product: lin-7 homolog A (C. elegans)
Exons: 6
Coding region: 55-708 (217 amino acids)
Biological process (GO): neurotransmitter secretion; protein localization to basolateral plasma membrane; maintenance of epithelial cell apical/basal polarity
Cellular component (GO): synapse; MPP7-DLG1-LIN7 complex; cell-cell junction
Molecular function (GO): L27 domain binding
Source: RefSeq, a predicted model, not a curated record